AUGGGAACAGCCUUUCCACCGACCGCAUGACUGUUAGGAAAUCUUUCAUGAACCCCAAUAACAAGAAGCCACGAUAGCCAAAAAAAUCACAGUUCAGAAAUUUGGAAAAGCUAACCCAGCGUAACGCUAAAAUUUUCUAGAAAAAGAGAGAUUUCCAGCGAGAGAUACCUAUAAAUAUAGGUCGUGUAGUAACCGGCAAAUUUUCUAUCUAUAGAGACAGAGAGAGGUGGCUUCUGAUUGAGUAAUCGGACACUUGCUCGAUUUUCUUGAUCACGGUUAGGGUUAGGGUUUCGUAUUUCACUAUUUUGUGUUCGCUGUCGGAUUCAGGCGGGCCGAAGGGAGAUUGAGCUAUUGGAGCUCAGCUGAUGGGCUUGGUAGGUGCUGAGAGUGGUGAAGAGGGUAUAGGGCAUUCAGAGCCACCUGACCCUGAUGUUCUAGAGAUUGAUCCUACUUCACGGUACAUUCGGUUCAAAGACAUUCUUGGGAAAGGCGCAUUCAAGACAGUUUACAAGGCAUUCGAUCAAGUUGAUGGAAUUGAAGUAGCAUGGAACCAAGUUCGCAUUGAUGAGGUAUUACAGUCACCAGAUGAGCUGGAAAGGCUGUAUUCUGAAGUGCAUCUCUUGAAAUCAUUGAAGCAUAAGAACAUAAUAAAGUUUUAUAAUUCAUGGAUUGAUGAUGGGAACAAGACUGUAAAUAUCAUUACCGAGUUGUUCACCUCGGGUAGCCUUAGACAGUACCGUAAGAAGCAUAAGAAGGUUGACAUGAAGGCAGUCAAGGGAUGGGCAAGGCAAAUUUUGAUGGGUUUGAACUACCUUCACAAUCACAAUCCGCCAAUUAUACAUAGAGACCUGAAAUGUGAUAACAUUUUUAUUAAUGGGAACCAAGGGGAAGUUAAAAUAGGAGAUCUUGGCCUAGCGACUGUCAUGCAACAGGCUAAUGCAAGAACUGUGAUAGGAACUCCUGAGUUCAUGGCGCCUGAGCUGUAUGAUGAGAAUUACAAUGAGUUAGCUGAUAUAUAUUCCUUUGGGAUGUGCAUGCUGGAGAUGGUAACACUUGAGUAUCCUUACAGUGAAUGCAGGAACUCAGCUCAGAUAUACAAGAAGGUUUCAAAUGGAAUAAAACCUGCCGCCCUGUCUAAAAUAAAAGAUCUAGAAGUUAAAAUGUUUAUAGAGAAGUGUCUAGUACCUGCAUCUCAAAGAUUGUCAGCAAAGGAGCUUCUGAAUGAUCCUUUCUUCCAAGUUGAUGGAUUGACUAAGAAUCAUCCUUUGCAACUUCCUGAUAUUGUUAUUCCAAAGACUGGAGCCUUUGGUGACCGCUGUCUGCUCUCAGAAGGACCUACCAGUUUACAGAAUAGACCACUUGCAAUGGAUCUUGAUGUUGUUGAUGAUGAUGAGCUACCCAUUAUCACCUCUACGGAUAAUUCUAUUGAUGGAGGGCCCUAUUCAUUAUGCGUGGAGGUUCAAAGAGCAAAAGGAGGCAAUUUUUUCCUGUUGAAAGGCGACGGAAAUGAUGAGAACUCUAUAUCACUAAUAUUAAGAAUAGCUGAUCAGAAUGGUCGCUUGAGAAAUAUCCAUUUCAUGUUCUACCUUGAUAGUGAUACAGCCCUCUCGGUUUCAAGUGAAAUGGUGGAACAACUGGAACUAGCAGACCAGAAUGUCACGUUCAUUGCAGAGUUGAUCGAUUUGUUAUUAAUUAUUCUAAUACCAACCUGGAAACCUUGUGUCCCAAUUGACCAUCUGGUUGCUUUGAAUAGAAUGCAAACCUCUAAUGGUCAUCAUGAGGACUUACAAUGUCCAGAACAUGGAGAGUGCUUGGUGGGAUCAUUCGAAGGUGUCUGUGAAACAGAUAAUCUUUUAAGCCCCCAUGUCUACCCCAACUCAACUUCUUUUGAGGGAUACAUUGAGACAAUGCAGGAAAACCCUAAACAUUUGAGUCUUGAUGAGAUCAGGACUCAUGCUGAUUUAGGGCUUCCAAGCUCAGCCACAGUAGAGGAUCAUGGUUCUGAUAUGUCAUAUGUUUCUGCAACCUCAAAUGAAGGGAGUGAUAAGAAGUACUCUCAUAAUGCAUAUCUCUCUGCAGAGUCAGGAUGCAUGGAUUACGAUGAGUAUGGAUCGAAAAGGGGAGUUAGACAACCCUUGUCGGCAGUGCAAACGAGUUCAUGCAACCUUGACAAGGGAAAGGCUACAGACAUCGGCAGCAAUGGUGCAGUGACUUCUUCAGAUUAUCCAAUUGAUUCAUCUUUGUCUGAUCAGGUUGAAAGUGAGAACAUGGUAUUGGAGCUGGAAAUGAUUGAGCUGCAAUACCACGAGGCAGUUAAGGAAAUAGCCAAGAGAAGACAAGAAGCUAUCAGGGAGACAAAGAAAAGGUUGUCACAGAAAAGGAUAGAGUCAGUUAUCUAGUCUUUUAUUUUAGUUUUUUCUUUUGUGGAUCUUCCUGGCAAGUGUAAAAAGUUUGUUUUUGGAAGAGAAAAUUAGUUGUAAUAAAUCGUAUUCUAUAUAUUUAUAUAUGAAGAGUGGGUUUUUAUUCUUAAUUAAA
Molecule: messenger RNA, 2535 nt
Organism: Vitis riparia (riverbank grape)
Lineage: Eukaryota; Viridiplantae; Streptophyta; Magnoliopsida; Vitales; Vitaceae
Product: probable serine/threonine-protein kinase WNK6
Exons: 8
Coding region: 366-2399 (677 amino acids)
Biological process (GO): protein phosphorylation; intracellular signal transduction
Cellular component (GO): cytoplasm
Molecular function (GO): ATP binding; protein serine/threonine kinase activity
Source: RefSeq, a predicted model, not a curated record